AUGGGUAUACUUUUAUCUGUCUUGGGAAUGAUGGUUGCUGCUAAUUUGGAUUUGCCAAAUAAAAAAUAUAGUGAACAGGAAGCGGAACUAUUCCAAGAAUUCUAUUAUAAAAGCGUUAACGAUAGUCUGCCCCUACUGGAAGAGAUCAAAGACUGCGACUGUCCAAGAAUAUAUAUGCCUGUAUGUGCGUCUGAUAAUAAAACUUACACAAAUCUAUGUUGGAUGAAUUGUGCGGGUAUUAUAAGGAAAUCGGAAAUAAAGCUGGUGCAAAUGGGACAGUGUGUAUGGUUUUUAAGUCCAUUUGAUUAUUGA
Pieris macdunnoughi is the source of this 312-nucleotide messenger RNA. The record is from the annotation of a GenBank genome assembly. Lineage: Eukaryota; Metazoa; Arthropoda; Insecta; Lepidoptera; Pieridae.